Messenger RNA from Naumovozyma dairenensis CBS 421, 570 nucleotides. It is a transcript of the gene UBC12, whose product is annotated as NEDD8-conjugating protein UBC12. Bases 1 to 570 code for a protein of 189 amino acids. Lineage: Eukaryota; Fungi; Ascomycota; Saccharomycetes; Saccharomycetales; Saccharomycetaceae. The transcript has a single exon. The record is from RefSeq and is a predicted model, not a curated record.
AUGCUUAAAUUACGUCAACUACAGGAACAAAAGAAGAAAGCACUAGAGAAUAAAAACAAAGCGCAACCUACAACUACUCAACUAUCUUCAGCGAGAAUCCGCCUUCAACGGGAUUUAGAUGAUCUCGACUUGCCACCGACUGUCACAAUGAACAUACUAUCAUCUCCAAUAGAUCCAGGAAGUCGUAGCCCCCCAUUGCUAGAAAUAACAGCUUAUCCAGACGAAGGUUUCUACAAAGGAGGCCACUUUACAUUCAAGCUUGAAUUUAAUGAUGCUUACCCAAUUGAGCCCCCAACCGUGAUAUGCACAAGUAAACUAUAUCAUCCCAAUAUUGAUAUCGACGGGAAAGUGUGCUUAAAUAUUUUAAGAGAAGAUUGGUCACCAGCUUUAGAUGUGCAGAGCAUAAUUAUAGGGCUUUUAUUUCUCUUAUUAGAACCGAAUGCCAAAGAUCCGUUGAAUAAGGAUGCUGCAAUGAUGUUGAGUACAGACACUGCUCGUUUCGCUUCAUUGGUGAAUCGCUCAAUGGCAGGAUAUUCUAUCCAUGGAGAGUCUUAUGACUAUGUCCUCUAA